Panicum hallii is the source of this 2102-nucleotide messenger RNA. RefSeq names its product 4-coumarate--CoA ligase-like 5. Lineage: Eukaryota; Viridiplantae; Streptophyta; Magnoliopsida; Poales; Poaceae. The coding region runs from base 105 to 1772 and encodes 555 amino acids. Gene Ontology annotation, molecular function: CoA-ligase activity. The record is from RefSeq and is a predicted model, not a curated record. The transcript is spliced from 6 exons.
CUCCCAACUCACCCCUUCCCUUCCCCGGCCGCUACCAACUGCCCAGCGCUGCGCCUGCGCAAAUCCUCAGCGCCUCUCUCGCGUCCGCCGCGCCCCACUCCGCGAUGCCCGAGCAGCGCCCGCCCGCGGGGACCGACCCGCGCAGCGGCUUCUGCGCCGCGACGCGGACCUUCCACAGCCUGCGCUCGUCCGCCACGCUCCCGCCGGACUCGCUCCCGGCCACCGCCGCCGCCUACGCCUUCUCCCUCCUCUCCUCGCCGCUCCCCGGCCGCCCCGCGCUCGUCGACGCCGCCACCGGCAUUGCCGUCUCCUACCCCUCCUUCCUCGCCGCCGUCCGCUCCCUCGCGGGGGGGCUCUGGUCCGCCCUCGGCGUCCGCCCGGGCGACGUCGCGCUCGUCGUCUCCCCGUCCCGCCUCGAGGUCCCCGUGCUGGACUUCGCGCUCAUGUCCAUCGGCGCCGCCGUCUCGCCCGCGAACCCGGCGUCCACCGCCGACGAGUUCGCGCACAUGGUCGCGCUCUCCAGGCCGGCCGUCGCGUUCGCGGUCCCCGAGGUGGCUGCUAAGCUGCCGAGGAGCCUCAGGUGCGUUGUCAUCGGGUCGGACGAGUAUACGAGGCUGUCGUCCGCCGGCGGUGCGUCGCCGCCGCCGCCGGUGGCGGUGAAGCAGUCCGACACGGCGGCCGUGCUGUACUCGUCGGGCACCACGGGGCGGGUGAAAGCCGUCGCGGUCGCGCACCGCAACCUCAUCGCGCUGAUCUGCGCGCAUAGGGAAAACCGGGAGAAGAUGGCGAAGGAGGCUGCCGAGGCCGGCGAGCAGCCGCUCCCACCCACGGUGACGCUGUUCCCCCUUCCGCUCUUCCACGUGUUCGGGUUCAUGAUGCUGCUCCGGUCCGUGGCCAUGGGGGAGACCGCCGUCCUCAUGGAGCGCUUCGACUUCGGCGCCGCGCUGCGCGCCAUCGAGCGGUACCGUGUCACGCUGCUGCCCGCGGCGCCCCCGGUGCUGGUGGCCAUGAUCAAGUCCGAGGAGGCGCGCCGCCGUGACCUCUCCUCCCUCCUCGUCAUCGGCAUCGGCGGCGCUCCACUCGGUCGCGAAGUCGCCGAGCGCUUCGCCGCCGUCUUCCCCAACAUAGAACUCGUUCAGGGCUACGGUCUGACGGAGUCGUCUGGCUCGGUGGCUUCGACGGUGGGGCCGGAGGAGACAAAGGCGUACGGUUCGGUCGGGAAGUUGGCAUCGCACAUGGAGGCGAAGAUCGUCGACCCCGCCACCGGCGAGGCGCUCGGGCCGGGGCAGCGCGGGGAGCUCUGGGUCCGUGGACCAGUCAUCAUGAAAGGCUAUGUGGGAGAUGACGAGGCGACUGCAGCAACAAUGGAUUCAGAAGGCUGGUUGAAAACUGGUGACCUAUGCUACUUCAAUGAAGAUGGUUUCCUCUACAUUGUUGACCGAUUAAAGGAGCUGAUAAAAUACAAGGGAUAUCAGGUACCUCCAGCUGAACUUGAGCAUAUCCUGAAUUCUCAUCCUGAUAUCUUGGAUGCUGCUGUUAUCCCAUAUCCAGAUGAAGAUGUCGGGCAACUACCAAUGGCGUUCAUAGUGAGGAAACCAGGUUCAAAGCUCACCGAGCAACAAGUCAAGGAUCACGUGGCUAAACUAGUGGCACCGUACAAGAAAGUCCGCCGAGUGGCCUUUGUCUCUGCAAUACCAAAAUCACCUGCUGGGAAGAUCUUGCGGCGGGAGCUUAUACAGCAGGCCGUGUCCAUGGGUGCCUCCAAGCUUUGAGGUUUAUGCUGACUUGGAAAUAUAGGAGGAAAGUUCUUUGCGUAGUACCAGACUCAGGAUUUGUACAUGCUGCUACGGUUUUCAGGCUGACUCGGGUAUUCUUAGCCGAACGGUAGUACCUCUGAAUUUUGCUCAUGCUUCUUUCAUGCUACAAACGGAAUGUCGCGGAAGAAAUUUGUGGGGGAUCGGCUGUCCACUUUCUUCUGUUCGUUGCCUGGUUCUCUAAAAAACCUUAUUCUUCGUCUGAACUACUGUCUUGUUGUCCCCAGACCCAUCGAAGUCUGGGCGUCCAUCGUGUCAGAGUUUCAUAUAAAUCUUGCUCAGUGCGUC